CCAUUGCCAGAUUGCCCUAUAUUGCUGUGUUCUUCAUGGCUUCACUAUGUCUUUCAAAUCAUAGCAAAUAUCCUCCAUAGUUCAGCUUUUAUAAUUCUUUUGAAGGAAGCGAAAAUAUGGGGUAUCUGAUAACCACCUGCAACAUCUCUAGUGCAAAGAUGACUGACAUGUAAAGGUUCUGAAGAGUGCCUGUUUUCCCCUGUUAGUAGCUUUUGAGAUCUGAGCUUUUGCCAUCUGUCAUUGUGCUUCGUUAAUUAGCCUGCUGCUGGGGGAAAUAACUCGGCAGAGUAGAGCUCUGCAGGAGAAGUUGGCAGUGAGGGUUCUGCUUCCUCUUUUCUGAGUGUACAAAAAAGGAGAAGCAGUUGACAGAUUUCUAGAACAUCUGUGCAACCAUCAAAAACAGACAUGAAAAUAGAAAUGCAAAAUUAUUUAAGCAGUCCUGCCUUGGUGCAUAUUCUGUACCACAGAAAGAUUUAUUUCCUCCUAAACUGUACAGUUAUUAAUUAUUAAGGAAUUAGUGUCUCGUAUGAGAUUCUCCAGCUUGAAGAUUACAUAUAUUUAAAAUUCUGUUUUGAAGAUGUUAUCCUGGUACGCAGAGGUCUUCUGCUGGUUCAUCAGCUGGAGAUGAAUUCCACACACAAAAGGGCUGGACUCAUCUCUGAGACUUAUUGAACAGCAAACAAAGAUAUGCUUCUGUGUUUCUGUGAAAAACCAAGAUAAACCUGGAAAGCAUAAUGAGACCUCUUAGAAAUAUCUAUGUUUUCGCUUGUGUCUUUACACUCACUCUAUGGAAUAAUAGCCAGCCAACUGUGGAAAAAGAAUUUAUUGCAAAUUUUUCAAACAGUUUGCUAACUAAUGUUCCUAAAAACAUUCCAGUGCAUACUCAUGUAUUAGAUUUGUCUCAUAAUAGGAUCUCUGGACUUAGUAGCUUAGAAUUUAUUUCUCUUUCUAACCUUCGAGUUUUAAAUCUUUCUCACAAUCUAAUCACAGAGUUAGACAUUAGUGUUUUCAUUUUUAAUGAAGAUUUAGAAUACUUAGAUUUAUCUCAUAAUAACAUUUUGAAAGUUUACUGUCAAACUCUUGUACAUCUUAGACAUUUAGAUCUUUCUUUCAAUAAAUUUACUGCCCUGCCAAUCUGUCAGGAAUUUGGGAACAUGUUUCAUUUGGAGUACUUAGGGUUAAGUGCCACAAUGAUACGAAGGUCAGACCUCAGGUAUAUCAUGCACUUGCAGCUGCACACUCUCUUCCUAACGUUAGAAGACUUUUCUCUGUAUGAGCCUCAGAGUCUGACAGCCUUGAAUACAACGAGCCUCCACAUUGUUUUUGCAGCAAACCAAAACUUCAGUUUUCCCCUCUUGUAUGAUGGAAUGUGCACAUCAGAAAACUUAGAAAUAGUUAACUUAAGAUAUACCUUGAGCUACAAAGAUUUUCCCUCUCCUUCUUUAACUCUUCCGGACAAUAUCAAGACCAAAGCUCUGAUGCUUGACAAUGUGGACUUACAAUGGGCUAUCAUUUUGCAAAUUUUCCUGCUUAUUUGGUAUUCACCUGUGGAGUAUUUGACUGUGAGAAAUUUGACUUUUCGGGGAUCACGGAGGGUGCUGAAUGAAUAUGAAUUUCUACCCUUGUUAAGCUCUCGGGAACAGUUAAUGUCUUUGAGUGGGUCCAUGAAAGUUCUAACUUUGGAGCAUGUUCGUAAUAAGGUUUUUUAUUUUGACCAGGGGAUUCUAUACAGACAGUUUUCAGAGAUGAAUAUAGCCAGUUUGACAAUAUAUGAUGCAUAUAUGCCGCACAUGCUCUGCCCCAACAGAACAAGCUCAUUUCAGUAUUUAAAUUUUUCGCACAAUGCCCUGACAGAUGAAUUAUUCCAGGAUUGCAGCACUCUGACAAAUCUGAAAUUACUUAUUUUAAAGAGGAAUAAAUUUGAGAGCCUUUCCAAGGUCAGCUUCAUGACCAGCCACAUGAAAUCACUGAAAUAUUUGGACAUGAGCAAUAACUUACUGAGUCACGAUGGAGCUGAUAUGCACUGCCGGUGGGCUGAGUCUCUGACAGAGUUGGACCUGUCCUCAAAUCAGUUGACGGAUGCUGUAUUUGAGUGUUUGCCAGUCAAUAUAAAAAAACUCAGCCUGCAAAGCAAUCAGAUCACCAGUGUCCCCAAGUGGAUGGCUGAGCUGAAAUCCUUGCAAGAGCUGAACCUGGCAUGGAACAGGCUGUCUGACCUGCCAGGGUGCAGUGGCUUUCCAUCUCUGGAGAUCCUGAACACAGAGAUGAAUUCUAUAGUCACCCCAUCCGCUGACUUCUUCGAGAGCUGCCCAAGGGUCAGGGAGCUACAAGCCGGGAACAACCCCUUCAAGUGUUCCUGUGAACUGCAAGCUUUCAUCCGUCUGGAGAGGCAGUCUGGGGGGAAGCUGUUUGACUGGCCGGCAGCAUACGUGUGUGAGUACCCGGAAGAUUUGAAAGGGAUGCAGCUGAAGGACUUCCACCUGAGUGAGUUAGCUUGUAACACCAUGCUUUUGCUUGUGACUGCUCUGCUGCUGACACUGGUGCUGGUGGCUGUUGUGGCCUUUCUGUGCAUCUACCUGGAUGUGCCAUGGUACAUGCGGAUGACGUGGCAGUGGACACAGACAAAGCGGAGAGCUUGGCACAGCCGCCCUGAAGAGCAGGAGACUGUUCUGCAGUUUCAUGCAUUCAUUUCCUACAGCGAGCGCGAUGCGCUAUGGGUGAAGAACGAGCUGAUCCCCAACCUCGAGAAGGGGGAGGGCUGUGUGCAACUGUGCCAGCAUGAGAGAAACUUUGUCCCUGGCAAGAGCAUUGUGGAGAACAUCAUUAACUGCAUUGAGAAGAGCUACAAGUCGAUCUUUGUGUUGUCUCCCAACUUUGUGCAGAGCGAGUGGUGUCACUAUGAGCUGUACUUUGCCCACCACAAAUUAUUCAGUGAGAAUUCCAACAGCUUAAUCCUCAUUUUACUGGAGCCAAUCCCUCCGUACAUUAUCCCUGCCAGGUAUCACAAACUGAAGGCUCUGAUGGCAAAGCGAACCUACCUGGAGUGGCCGAAGGAGAGGAGCAAGCGCGCCCUUUUCUGGGCUAACUUGAGAGCAGCUAUUAGCAUUAACCUGCCAAUAGCUGAUGGGGAGAGAUGUGGGGAAACAGAUUAAGACUCCUUCUGAUAGAAUUUCUUCUGUUUUUUUCUUAGUGAAGCCAUAAAUACCUUACGAUUUCUUUUGGUUAUCAACAUAUUUAACUUUUUUUUACAGAACCUUGUUUCUACAUACUUGUCUCAGUUGCCACCUAUCUGUAUGAAAAAUCGGACUUGCCUUACUUGACAUCUCUUGACUGAUGCAGAUCACAAAUUUUGGAUUUUGGAUGUGGAUUUUGAAAUACUGUAGUGAAUUUUUCUCAGCAGAAUAAAAUCUGGAGCAGUUGGUAUAGUAAUGUGGAAGCGUGCUUGAAUUGCUGGAGAGUUUGGAGAGCUGCGUUAAUCACAGGGCGUGGGUAGCUCAGUUACAGGGCCUCUUUGGUUAAAAUUAGUUUGCAAGAAAGAAAAUUAUGCAUCCUUUGAAGCAAAUGAGGAGCAGAGUAAUGUUGCUUCUACUAGUAUAAGUCAGCAUGUGAAUAACUGACUUGACUGUCUUGCAUUAAGUUGUGCUAACCUGUUCUUCAUAGUUUUGUACAGUAUUUUUAGUUUGUGGCAAAAUGUGAUUGUGAUACAUACAGAAAUCACCUUUCCUUAUUCUAGUCACAAAAGUAAUCAGAAGUCUCCUGUAGUGGCCCAUAAUCAAUAAAGACAAUGAAAGCAAAAUUUUCAUACUGGCUGCACUCAUUUUUGUAGACUUGGGUUGCAUUUAUUUUGGACUUUUCCUGUUGAAAGCCAUAUUUAUAAGUACCAAAACCAGAGGUUGAUUCAAUGUCAUUAGGGCUGUCAAGGCAUGCAUUUAAUCUUUGUUAUGAGAUGAAUGUUGUGGGGUUAAGGUGGCAGGGAUCUGCUUCCUUGGGUUUAAUUAUAUAAUACUAAGAAGGAGGAAACUCUUGUUUAAAUCUCUUCCUAUACAUUGGUAUAGUAGAUGUCAAGGGUACAGUAUCCCUACACCUUCAGCCUGUUUUUCCUUCCUGGCUGUCUUUCCCUUCAUCAUAAACAGAGACUUUCCUGGGUAAGAACUGAAAGUUGGAGCCACCAAUCCCUUCUUCAUGUUCUUCUUUUGCUGUACUGAACAUUCCCAGUUGUCUAGAUUUAUGCACCAAGUAAUCAUCUCAUAGAAUUCACUAUUUAUUGUCUUCAAAAUAAUAGCUAAUAUCUGAAUUUAUGAAAUUUUUAUAGUAUUAUAACACCAGUGCUUUCUGCCAUGAUCAUAUGUCAAGCUAUAUUGGGUUGCUUGGUUUUCUUGUUUUCUAAAAUGUAGAAGCUUGAUGUUUGGGGGUGAAUCCCCUUAAUAUCUCCAGAUUUUCAUUGAAGUCUGUUAGCUUGCCCUUUUAAUCAGCUGAUUCCAAGGGUCAUCAUGCUGGUGAAAAAGGAGAAAUUUUCAAUGGCAAAUAACUUCUCUGCUAAAAUCAAACUGAUUAAACUAACGGUGUUUGUUGAAUGGGGACAUCUAAUCUGUGCUGUACUUGGACUUAAUUUGACAAUUUAAUAAACCUGUAAU
Cuculus canorus (common cuckoo) is the source of this 4634-nucleotide messenger RNA. Its product is annotated as toll-like receptor 1. Gene Ontology annotation, cellular component: membrane. Gene Ontology annotation, biological process: toll-like receptor signaling pathway; cellular response to bacterial lipopeptide; inflammatory response. Bases 735 to 3152 code for a protein of 805 amino acids. The transcript has 3 exons. The record is from RefSeq and is a predicted model, not a curated record. Gene Ontology annotation, molecular function: Toll-like receptor 2 binding; lipopeptide binding; transmembrane signaling receptor activity. NCBI's taxonomy places the organism in Eukaryota, Metazoa, Chordata, Aves, Cuculiformes, Cuculidae.